Molecule: messenger RNA, 2065 nt
Organism: Drosophila novamexicana
Lineage: Eukaryota; Metazoa; Arthropoda; Insecta; Diptera; Drosophilidae
Product: transmembrane protein 87A
Exons: 10
Coding region: 140-1741 (533 amino acids)
Biological process (GO): retrograde transport, endosome to Golgi
Cellular component (GO): Golgi apparatus; membrane
Source: RefSeq, a predicted model, not a curated record
UCCGCCUCGACUGCGCACACACAACAACAAUCGAUAGGCCGUCUGCCGAUAACUUCUAGUAUUGUUCUAACGCGUAGCCAGCAACAUAGAAGAAAAUAAAUAAAUAUUUAUUUAAGUGGAUUUGUGUGACGUAUAUAUAAUGUGGAAGCAUUUUACAGUCACGUUGGCGCUGCUGGCUGUUUUUGCCACUCUGGCGGCUGGCAAAUCCGAUCCCGGUAUCAUUGACGUUGUCAUAGAGCAGGAGGAUCUGCAACCGAUUGUCGAACAGCGUCCCUUAUUGGCCAACACCAAGAUAUACAUAAAACUGGAGUGCUUGUCCGAGGGGGAAGUUCCACUAACCAUAAACUUCAAGCUGACCAAACAUCGAUGUAUGUACGAGGGCCGUUUUCUGCAAGUGCUGAGCGACAAUCCAAAUAUCCAGCAAAAUGCUAGCUUCAGGCAGCUCAUCAAAUCGACAACAACCAAUGUAAACUGCACGCAUCUCAUUGCCCUCACCGACGCCAGUGACGCGGCCACCGAGCUGCAGGCCGAGGAUGUGCACCCUCUAAAGCAGACCAAACAUCCGCUAUCGGCAACUCGCAAACCCAUUGCAAGUAUUGCUGACGAUGGCAUCUACCAGGUGGAGCUGACCAUUUUAGCCACGACGCCGGCCCAAUCUUUUCGCGCAGCGGUGCGCAUUGAGUUUCUGGGACCGCAUGGCUAUAUAUCAGCCAUCGAUUGGCCAUUCUUGCCGUUCUAUUUGAUAAUGUGCGUUGUCUAUGUCAUUUUUGGCAUCAUUUGGCUUUUCGUAUCCUUCGCACAAUGGCGCGAUCUGUUGCGCAUACAAUUCUGGAUUGGCGGCGUCAUAUUGCUGGGCAUGCUCGAGAAAGCAUUCUUCUAUGCGGAAUAUCAGACAGUCGCUAAUACUGGCUUUCCAGUGCAGCACGCCGAGCUCGUUGCGGAAUUCGUGUCUUGUGCUAAGCGCACGCUGGCCCGCAUGCUGGUCAUCAUAAUGAGUCUGGGCUUUGGCAUAGUCAAACCGCGACUGGGACCCAUGCUACAUCGCGUGGUGGGCAUGGGCACCUUGUACUUUAUAUUGGCCUGUGUGGAGAGCUACUUGCGCAUUACCAGGGUGAAGAGCGAUCGCAGCGAGCUGCUGUUGGCUACCAUCCCACUGGCUGUACUGGAUACAGUCAUUUGCUGGUGGAUAUUUACGUCGCUCGUGCAGACCACACGCACGUUGCGUCUGCGCAGAAAUAUGGUUAAGCUAUCGCUGUACAGACAUUUCACCAAUACGCUGAUAUUCGCUGUUAUCACUUCCGUUAUUUUCAUGUUGUUUGCCUUGCGUUUGCGUAGAACCGAAAACUGCACGCCCGGCUGGCAUGAUAUCUGGAUAGAUACGGGCUUCUGGCAUUUUUUGUUCUCUGUGCUGUUGCUGGUUAUCAUGAUACUGUGGAGACCCACCAACAACAAUCAGCGUUAUGCGUUUACGCCACUGCUAGACAAUCCGGAGGAUGAGGAUGAUGAUGAUGAAGAGGAUCAGUUUGUGGCAGAUGCGUAUGGCGUUAAGAACCGUGGCUUACAUCAAAAUGGCACAAAUCGAACAACAGCGAAUUCGCGGGCGGCCACCACCACCGAGGAGGAUGACUUGCGCUGGGUGGAGGAGAAUAUACCAUCAGCAAUGGGCGAUUCCGCGUUACCGGUGCUCGAUUCCGAUGAGGAGGUCAUCAAUACCAAGUUUGAAGUUUCCAAAAUGCAAUAAGCUGCUUGCCACGUCUGCUGUGUACCUAAGAGACUUUUACAUAUAUGGAUAUGGAUAUAUGUGUAGCACAUUUAUUUAUAACUUCUGUUGAACGCACUAAUGACAGCCGAAGAGUAUUAAUUGCUGGACUUCUACUGCUCUUCUACAGGCCAUCAUGUAGCUCACUUCUCCCCUCACUUGCUUGUUUUUCAACCACGAAUCACAUUUUCAGUCAGUCAAAAAGUACGUCUUACGAGCAUCCCCGUGUAAAAUAUUGUAUCUAAAACAACGUAAUCUAAUUUUCGGACUUCUAACUAAAUAAAUCUAACUUAUUCGUAAUCACUA